Angiostrongylus costaricensis is the source of this 1026-nucleotide messenger RNA. The record is from the annotation of a GenBank genome assembly. Lineage: Eukaryota; Metazoa; Nematoda; Chromadorea; Rhabditida; Metastrongylidae.
AUGGCCAACGGUGCGGAUCAGCAGCAACCUGAGGCUUCAACAGUCCCAUGUUCGUGUACAUUCUCAACUGCAAUGAAAUAUCAGAAAAUGAAAGAUCACUUUCGGAUUGUUGUGCAGAAGAGGUCUGUUCAGCAAAUUGAUCAAGACGAACAUCUGCAAACGAAUCAUGAACACUUCUCCACUUCCGCCGUUGAAAGGGAAAAUGCUUUGAAGGUCCUGGAAAUAUGGUUGCGUGAAGAUGUGAUUCGCCCAACUAACUCGUCCGUUAGAGAUUCUCCUCCGCUUUUCAGUGAUAGCGCAAAAAUCACGUACACAAUGAAUCCAGAUCGAGACCAUAGGCAAGUUGCCUUUCUUGUUAGUGCUUUCGCCUUCUUUUCUUUUUUAGAAGAGGCUGAACUGCAUGACAUUGCGUUAUCCCGUCUGUUAACUAUUAUGAAUAUUCCAGUGCUCGAAGAACUCGUUGCAGUGCCGCGGCAACCAACGGUUAGAAUUCAGUCCCCUAUUGUUCCAUGGUUCCAAAUUGCUAGAACUUGUGCUCCAGCUCUUCAUUUUCAAUCUAGUGGAAAGCCAGAUAUUAAGGGAAUUCACGAAUGGGCAAAAUUAGCCCUUGGCGUUGUAAGUGAACGAUAUGCACUAAUUACACAUCGCGGGUCGUCGCCACUUAUUCCAACGGACUACUUUGUUGUUCUGGUUGCAAUUGUGAAACAAUUGUUAGGCAUCCAAUUUAAAUAUCUCUAUCUUAUUAUUCCUCAGCACAUGCGUGAUCAUCUCAGUAAUGUUGUCCAAUUUCUUGAGAAGACUACAGGGACCGAUUCAUCGACUAAAUUCAUCGGAAUUUGUAUCACUGCGUGGCCUUUAAUAUUUUGGGAUAAUGGUUCGUGUUUCAUGAGUGUUUUGUGUUUGAUCUCGCGCAAAGCUAUUGCGAAGGCAGUAUAUUUUUUUUUGAUAAAGCUUUUCUUCGUUGUCGUUUUUAUUGGCCAACGACAUCAUAGUUUUAGAAUGUCCGUAUGCCAUUUUAAAUUAUGA